Messenger RNA from Tarenaya hassleriana, 1562 nucleotides. RefSeq lists its product as uncharacterized. Gene Ontology annotation, cellular component: mitochondrial small ribosomal subunit. The transcript has 4 exons. NCBI's taxonomy places the organism in Eukaryota, Viridiplantae, Streptophyta, Magnoliopsida, Brassicales, Cleomaceae. Gene Ontology annotation, biological process: mitochondrial translation. Gene Ontology annotation, molecular function: structural constituent of ribosome. The record is from RefSeq and is a predicted model, not a curated record. The coding region runs from base 63 to 1331 and encodes 422 amino acids.
AUAGAGCCCAAUGGGUGUUGAUCGAAUCCCUCCACCUAAAACCCUAAAUCUCUGAAUCCGCCAUGAGAGGAGCUCUCUUCAGAAACCUCUCUCUCUGUGCUCGCAGAGCUCUUCUCUCCCCUCGUGUUCCCUGUCCGAGCCCCGCUACUGUCCCAUUUCCUGCGGCCGUUGUCGCCGCAGCUCCUCCGAGACUCAGAUUCUUCUCGUCGGAAUCUGACUCUUCUGGCGAUAAUGCGAAUCCGGCUUCCGAGUCUUCGGUGGUUCCGGAAUCCGACAAGAAAGAUAUCGUCGUUGAGGAUGUGAGCAACAAAGAGCUGAAAACUCGACUGGAGCAGUAUUUCAACCAGGGCAACGAAGAGGCAUUGCCUGGAGUUUUGGAAGCACUUAUGAGAAGAAGGCUUGCGGACAAACACGAAGAGACAGACGAUGAAUUGAUGGAUGAGCUCCAGACACAGCCCUUCCAAAAGGUGGACGACGAAGAUUUUGAGAAUGAUUUCGAGGAGGCACAUUCUACUGAUGAGGAACUUGAGGAUCUGUACAAUGCUCCGGAAUAUGUUAUGCAAAAGAUGGGAAAGGAUGAAUUUUUCAACAUGGACGAUAAGAAGUGGGAUGACAUGAUCAGGGAGGCAACCGAACAUGGAUAUCUGAAGGACACUAAGGAGUGCGAGGAGAUUCUCGAGGAUAUGCUCAGCUGGGAUAAGCUUCUUCCCGAUGACUUGAAGAAAAAAGUCGAAGAUAAGUUUAAUGAGCUCGGGGAUAUGUGUGAAAGAGGUGAGCUCGAGCCUGAAGAAGCUUAUGAACGUUUCAAGGAAUUCGAAGAUGAAAUGGUCUUGCAAUACGGGGAGCAAAUGGAAGCGGAGGGACCUCCUGAGUUUGACAAUGAGGCUGUGCCCGACAAUAAAAAGGACCAAGAUGACGACCCUCCUGGCGAGGGUCCCAUCCUUACGUGGAAAUCACGCAUCGUCUUUGGCCCGGGUGGCGAUGCAUGGCAUCCAAAGAACCGGAAGGUGAAAAUGUCUGUGACUGUAAAGGAGAUUGGGCUCUCAAAGCAUCAGUCCAGAAGGCUGAGGGAGCUUGUCGGGAAACGGUACAAUCCCGGGAAAGACGAGCUUACAAUCACCAGUGAGAGGUUUGAACACAGAGAGGAGAAUAGAAAAGACUGCCUAAGAACGCUCUAUGGGCUGAUUGAGGAAGCUGGAAAAGCGAACAAGAUAGCAGAGGACUUGAGAACUUCGUACGUGAAGCAAAGACUGAAAGCCAAUCCAGCGUUUAUGCAGAAAUUACAAGCCAAGAUCACGAGGUCCAAAGGAUCAGACGCCGUCAGCGGAUAAGAAACUUUCGGGUUCGUACCCGCCUUCUGUUUCCCUUUUGGAUUGAAAGAAGAACAACAGAUGUUUUCCCUCUGAUAUUCUGCUUGUCUAGCAGGCAAUAACAUAUGAAUGCUGGUGAUUGUUUGCUUCUCACAGGGUUUAGGAGUUUAGGUUACCGGGUGGUUUGUCUUUUGUCGGGAAUAACAUGUUCGUUAAGUAUUGGUCAGAUCCAUGCAUUGUGGAAUUGCCGAA